GCAAGAAGGUUAGGAGCGAACAUGCCUGUAGACCAAGAGAAGCUCGCGAAGCUCAUGGCGUCGGUGCGAACUGGAGGGAAGGGAUCAGUCCGUCGUAAGAAGAAGGCCGUCCAUAAGACUGCAACAACAGAUGACAAGCGACUUCAGAACACUCUGAAACGAUUGGGAGUGAACAACAUCCCUGGGAUCGAGGAGGUUAAUCUGUUCAGAGACAACGGCACCGUCAUCCAUUUCAAGAACCCCAAGCAAGUACAGGCGUCGAUAGGAGCCAACACCUACGUCAUCAGCGGGACAGCUGAGAACAAGAAGCUGCAGGACCUCCUGCCCGGCAUCAUCAACCAGCUCGGGCCCGACAACCUCGAGAACCUCAAGAUGAUCGCCGAGCAGUUCUCGGGCAAGGCAGGAGAAGCCGCUGCUGGAGGGGAUGACGAUGUGCCCGAGAUCGUCGAGGACUUUGAGCAGGCGUCCAAGGAGUGAAGGAGUGAAGGCGUGAACAAGUUCUUGUUCUUCUCGGGGCCGGGAGGAGGACAACAAUCAUGUGCAGUUUCUCUUUAAACGUCUGAGAGCAUCGGAGGCUCUCGCAGCUUCUUGCUCCCCCUUGGCUUUCGCUUGCUUCUGUUGCCUUGCGUGUAUCUUGUGAUUGAACGGUUGAUGGGUUGACCCCUCCCCUCCCUCCUCCCCCCCCUAGCCUGGACCACUACCAGCUCGCCCCCAGCUGACCCUUAGUCUCUCUGUGGACGCAAAAGUGGGUCGGACAGCGACGGGCCUUGGCAUGAACUCCUCCUGUACCUCGCCCAGCUGCCUUCCAGCGACGGCCGUCAGCCGCUCCAUGUCACCCUCCAGCCAUGACAGGCUGCAAGCUGCUGGACCAGAGCUGGGCAGAAGGAGGUGGGGGGGCCGCAAACUGAUCCCUGCCGAGGAGAGGGGAAGGGCUGCAAGACUCGCCAGCUCCUCAGGACCGAGACUUGCGAUGUCGCGAGGCGAAAUGUCGGGGGACGUCAACAUUUCGGUGCUCAUGUGCCGCCUGACCUGCUGAGGAGGAGGAUGCAGAGUAGCUGAGAGAGAAGGAGGGAGCAAGAGUAGCGGGACCUGAGGAGGAAGAGAAGGAGAAGAGACUGCUUGGCUCUCCUCUUGAAACGCACGAUCGGCAGCAGGCAAGACGUUCAUGUCCGACGUCGAGGUGACCUGGUGGUUAUCGUGCUUGAUAGAAUGUUGCUUGCGCUCCUCCUCAACCCUCAGCUCCCUCGCGUGUCGCUUGAGGUGAUUGCGACAUCCGGUGUCAAAGCCAUCUUUCCUCACCCAAUGCAAAUCGUUGCGACAUCCCAGUUUGUCUCGUCCGCAGUUGCAACACAGUGCGCACCAAACCCACUGAUGGCGAUUUGAGCAGCUGAUAGUCAGAUACCCCCGUUUAUGUCUCUUGACGUGCAAGGGCGCCUUUGGAGAGCAAGUCCUCUCUCACUUGUUGAAAGGCGUCUUC
This is a messenger RNA of Guillardia theta CCMP2712, 1477 nucleotides long. RefSeq lists its product as hypothetical. The record is from RefSeq and is a predicted model, not a curated record. The transcript has 19 exons. Lineage: Eukaryota; Cryptophyceae; Pyrenomonadales; Geminigeraceae. Bases 22 to 477 code for a protein of 151 amino acids. Gene Ontology annotation, cellular component: cytosol; nascent polypeptide-associated complex.